This is a messenger RNA of Phascolarctos cinereus (koala), 951 nucleotides long. Its product is annotated as olfactory receptor 52E8-like. The record is from RefSeq and is a predicted model, not a curated record. NCBI's taxonomy places the organism in Eukaryota, Metazoa, Chordata, Mammalia, Diprotodontia, Phascolarctidae. Gene Ontology annotation, cellular component: plasma membrane. Gene Ontology annotation, molecular function: olfactory receptor activity; G protein-coupled receptor activity. Gene Ontology annotation, biological process: G protein-coupled receptor signaling pathway.
AUGCUCCCUUCCAAUGACACUCAAUUUCACCCCUUGUUCUUCCUUUUACUGGGAAUCCCAGGAUUAGAAGAGAUGCACAUCUGGAUUGGCUUUCCUUUCUGCUCUGUGUAUCUGAUUGCACUCUUGGGAAACCUCACUAUCCUUUUUGUAAUUCAGACUGAGCGCAGCCUCCACCAGCCAAUGUUCUAUUUUCUGGCCAUGUUGUCUACAAUUGACUUAGCCUUGUCCACGUCUGUCAUCCCCAAAAUGUUGGGAAUCUUCUGGCUUAAUAAGAGAGAGAUUAGCUUUGGGAGUUGUGUUGCCCAGAUGUUCUUCAUUCACAUGUUCACUGCUAUGGAGACUUUUGUGCUUGUGACCAUGGCUUUUGAUCGCUAUGUUGCCAUAUGCCACCCCCUUCGAUAUCAUAUGAUACUAACCAACAGAGCCAUUGCUGUCAUUCUAGCACUUUUGAUCCUGAUUAAUUUCUUUCUGAUAUUUCCAGUGGUGUUUCUUGUCUUGAGGCUGCCCUUCUGUGGGCACCACAUCAUCCCUCAUACCUACUGCGAGCAUAUGGGUAUUGUCCGGUUGUCUUGUGCUAACAUUAAAAUCAACAUUGUAUUUGGAUUAGUUAUUAUAGCUGUGAUAUUUGGGGAUGUGAUCCUUAUCACUAUAUCUUAUAUAAAGAUACUCCAUGCUGUCUUUCACCUCCCAUCCAGGGAUGCUCAGCUCAAAGCUCUCAAUACCUGUGGCUCCCACAUCUUUGUGAUCUUAUCUUUCUUUAUCCCAGCCUUCUUCUCUGUUCUCACUCAUAGAUUUGGACAUAAUGUUCCCGGAUACAUCCAUAUUCUCCUGGCUAAUCUUUAUAUGGUUGUACCUCCUGCACUCAAUCCUGUCAUCUAUGGAAUCAGAACAAAACAAAUCCGUGAACUGGUGCUGAGACUAUUUAAGAAAGCCUGGUUUUCAUCACUGUAA